This is a messenger RNA of Aspergillus affinis, 411 nucleotides long. Its product is annotated as putative ubiquitin conjugating enzyme. The coding region runs from base 1 to 411 and encodes 136 amino acids. NCBI's taxonomy places the organism in Eukaryota, Fungi, Ascomycota, Eurotiomycetes, Eurotiales, Aspergillaceae. Gene Ontology annotation, cellular component: endoplasmic reticulum; cytosol. The transcript has 2 exons. The record is from RefSeq and is a predicted model, not a curated record.
AUGGCUACCACCGCCGCAGGUCGUAUGCUGUCCCGACAGCUGCAACAGAUGCAAUCCGAGGACCACACAUGGUGCAGCUGCGGUCUGGUCGAUAAUAAUGUCUUCGAAUGGGAGGUUAUGCUUAUGAUUUCGGAUGACGUGAAGCUUUAUGGCGUCUACACCAGCGGCGAAGUCUGCAUUUCCAUCCUGCAUCCCCCCGAGGAAGACAAGUACGGCUACGAAUCCGCCUCGGAGCGCUGGAGUCCCGUGCAAACGCCCGAGACGAUCCUCCUAUCGGUCAUUUCGAUGCUGUCGAGCCCCAACGACGAGAGUCCCGCUAACGUGGAGGCUGCAAGGCUAUGGAGGGAGGAUCCGAAGGAGUUUAAGAAGCAGGUGAGGAAGUGUGUAAGGGAGAGUAUGGGGGAGGAGUAA